Molecule: messenger RNA, 1017 nt
Organism: Pieris macdunnoughi
Lineage: Eukaryota; Metazoa; Arthropoda; Insecta; Lepidoptera; Pieridae
Source: the annotation of a GenBank genome assembly
AUGGUGGUUAAAAAAUGUUAUAAGUGCAAGAAAAAUAUAACAAAAAAGUCGCCGGGAAUUGACUGCAGUAGAUGCAAUCGCAUUGUCCAUGCUGAUCCUGUUUGUGCGAAGCUAUCUAACAAGCAGCUUAACGCCCUUCGAAACUCAUCAAGCAUCGAAUGGAGCUGUGAUGAAUGCCAGAAGAAUGUGUCGCGCAGAUCAUCCUUCAUCACUCCCAAUGAUGACUCUGAUGACGAGGAUGACGAAGAAUCGGAACCGAAGGAGCAAGUUAAUAUAUCAAACCUGAAUGUGAAACAACUUGUUGCUGACAUAAGCAGAGAGCUUAAGAAAACUUUUAAAGAAGAGAUGGGUCACAUCGAGUCCUCUCUAAACUACUUGUCGGACCAGAUGACGUCAAUGGAACAGUCAAUAAAGACCCAGAAAGAAGCUAUUACAAAACUUGAGAACAAAAAUUACGAUCUCCUAAACAAAAACAAAAAUUUAGAACUGAGGGUUUGUGCUAUGGAGCAGCAACUGAGGUCAUUGGAGCAAGGAAAACUUGGUGAUACGCUGGAGGUGGCAGGUCUCCCGGAUACUACGCCAGGACAGUUGAAAAACGUUUUGGAAGUGUUAACAGGCAAGCUUGAGGUUGAUAAUGCUGAUAUUAAGUCAACCCAGUGGUCAAAAGGAACUAAUGAAAGACCUGGACUACUACUAAUAAAAUUGAACUCCAGAACUAUGCAGCAUCAAUGGAUCACCGCAAGUAAAGCUAAGUGUAUAACAUUAGGUCAAAUAUUACCAGAGGCCCCAAAAGAGAUCAUCAAUAAUAGGAUCUAUGUGAGAGAAGCCUUGACAAAACACAUUAAAACUAUUUUAUACAAAACUAAAUCCAGACUCAACAUGUCAUAUAAGUUUAUAUGGUGUAAAGAUGGCAAGGUCUUUGUGAGAAAAACCGAGGAGAGUAAAAUUCAUCAGGUUAGAUCUCUAGAGGACAUCCUUAGACUAGAAAAAACACCUGUCUUUUCUACACCUAUAUAA